Molecule: messenger RNA, 1060 nt
Organism: Hevea brasiliensis (rubber tree)
Lineage: Eukaryota; Viridiplantae; Streptophyta; Magnoliopsida; Malpighiales; Euphorbiaceae
Product: protein GET1
Exons: 9
Coding region: 258-797 (179 amino acids)
Biological process (GO): tail-anchored membrane protein insertion into ER membrane
Source: RefSeq, a predicted model, not a curated record
AAAUAUGGUUAAAAUCAGAGCUAGCUUAAAGCGAUGAAAUAGGCGGAGGUUCCAAACUUCAACGUACGUAGGCUGCAUAUUAUAUUAUCAUCUCCAUGUUUACGAUAACAUCAAAAAUAUAAUAUCUCAUGAUAUUAGAUGGCGAUCUAUUGGUGAAACUCCAGCUUUCGAUUUUGUUAAUUAGACUGUAGAGUCAAUUUCAUCAAAUUUAUCAACAAUCUCUGCAUUACUGAAGACAAGACCAUAAAGACAUUAGUAUGGGAGAGGAAGAAACCCUAGGAGGAGAGCAAGGAAGCUGUCUUGCAGCUCCUGUCAUCUUUCUCAUCAUUGUGUUUUUCCAGUUCAUCUCCAUGCGGCUUGAGCACUUAAAGAAGAAAGCAUCUAAGAAUGCUACAGAAGUUCAGUUGCGUGCAGAAAUAAAGCAGCUCUUGAAAGAGGCGAGCGCCUUUUCAGAGCCAUCAACAUUUGCUCAGGCUGCAAAACUUAGGAGGUUAGCAGCUGCAAAGGAGAAGGAACUUACAAAUCGUGAAGAAAUGCACAACAAGCAGAUCAAGCUUUCUCAUGAUUUAUACCUCAAACUAAUAUUUAUCUUAAAGAUUGUGACAUACUUCAUGCUGAUUUGCUGGUUUUGGAGGACUCCUGUUACUGCAAUAUCUCAGCAAUUGGUGCAGCCCUUUGGAAAGUUACUAUCUUGGGGUGCUGGAGGUUGUUUAAAUGAUAAUGUAUUGGUUGGCAUUAUACCAUGGUUGAUAUUAUCUACAAGGGUUAGCAAAUUUAUCAAUCGAGUUUUCCAGUAGAAUGAGGAUUGUAAAUGAUGUGCAUAUCUUGGUCGGACGAAGAAAAAGAAAAGGCAAUGGUGUGGUUCAGUUUAUAUUCCAACAGAGAAGAAGGCUGAUGACUUUGACGCCGUUUGUCCCUGCAUGUCUUGAACAUUUAUUGUUUUAUUUGGUCUCUGUAAAUUCAAUUUUGGUGGUAGUAAUUGGAAAAUCAGCCUCUUGUAACACAUUCUUUCUUCUUCUGAAAAACUUAGGGAUGUGCUUUGGGUGUGGCUGAUUGAUGA